AUGGAAAUUUAUGCAUACCCUGAACUUCAAUCACAAUUACAGAUGAAGGUAGCACAAAUUGAGUCAAAAUUAGCCCAGAUUGAUGCGUUACCCAUCACUGUGCUAAUUACUCUUAAAGUAGAUGCCACACCUUUUACUUCUAAAGGAAAAGAAACAAAGCGAGUUUCCUAUGUGGAAAAGAAAAGAACUGUAUCCAUUUCAAAAACUAGCUCAUCUAGUAUUAGCCGUAAGGCUCCCAAGAAACAACCAGUUAUACUAGCAUCCAAAACAAUUAGUACUGUGAUGACUGGAUAUAAUCCUGAACUUAAGAAGAAUGUUCAUGAAUUUACAGUAUAUAAUAUCCCCUCCAGAUGGAUCCAACUUGAUGUCCUUAAUCACUUAAAGGAUUGGGUUUAUGUUAUUAUGAUUAAAUUUAAAUCACAACAGAAAUACACUACUAUUACCACCCCAGCAGUGUUAAUAGGAGUUUUUGCUUUUACCACUAUUGCAAUUUUUUACCCAGAUAACCCUGCUCACUUAAUCUUUACACCUACUGGGUGUAAAGCAUUUAAAUUAAUUCAAGAUAGAGGUACCCGCAAAUUGAUAAUUUACUAUGAAACAUGGGCUGACUUGGAUAAAGUUAUUGGUAAGGCUUUCAGUUUAACUGAUUUUACAGGUGAUUGA
Molecule: messenger RNA, 663 nt
Organism: Rhizophagus irregularis DAOM 181602=DAOM 197198
Lineage: Eukaryota; Fungi; Glomeromycota; Glomeromycetes; Glomerales; Glomeraceae
Source: RefSeq, a predicted model, not a curated record